AUGCACAUCAGUGUUUUGCCGUACUCGCUCUCCGUCGUAAUGGCAGCUCUGUACCAGGGCACGGACGCGUCCUCUCCGGAUAAAUUUCUGGCCUUGAAAGACGUGAGAGAGGUGAAGGAGGAAACUACACUGGACGAGAAGCUCUUUCUGUUGGCUUGCGAGAAAGGUGACUACUACAUGGUGAAGAAACUGCUCGAAGAGAAGCGGCAUGGCGAGCUCAACAUCAACUGCGUUGACGUGUUGGGCCGAGACGCUGUCACCAUCUCCAUUGAGAACGAGAACCUGGACAUCCUGCAGCUUCUCCUGGAGCAUGGCUGCCAGGCGACAGAUGCCUUGUUGGUGGCCAUAGACUCAGAGGUGGUGGGAGCUGUGGACAUCCUCCUCAACCACCGGCCCAGGAGAUCUUCCAAGCCCUCCAUCGCUAAACUCAUGCAGCGGAUUCAGAACCCAGAGUAUUCAACCACCAUGGACGUGGCCCCGGUCAUCCUGGCAGCCCACAGGAACAACUACGAGAUCCUGACUAUGCUGCUGAAACAGGACAUCUCGCUGCCCCGGCCCCAUGCCGUAGGCUGCGAGUGCACGCUCUGCAACGCUAAGAACAAGAAGGACAGCCUGCGUCACUCCAGGUUUCGACUGGAUAUCUACCGGUGCCUGGCCAGCCCGUCUCUGAUUAUGCUGACCGAGGAAGAUCCCAUACUCAGGGCCUUUGAGCUGAGUGCAGACCUGAAGGAGCUCAGCCUGGUUGAGGUGGAGUUCAGGAACGACUAUGAGGAGCUGGCGAAGCAGUGUAAGAUGUUUGCCAAGGACUUGCUGGCCCAGGCUCGAAACUCCAGAGAAUUAGAAGUCAUUCUCAACCACACGUCCAGUGAGGAUCAUGUCGACAAGAGGGGCCUACUGGAGGAGCGCAUGAACCUCAGUCGACUUAAACUGGCCAUCAAGUACAACCAAAAAGAGUUUGUGGCCCAGUCCAACUGCCAGCAGUUCCUCAACACAGUCUGGUUCGGAGAAACUGCCAGCUACCGACGCAAGCACACAUGUCUAAAGAUAGCCACAGUGCUGAGUGUGGCGGUGCUUUGGCCACUGCUCUCAGUUUGCUACCUGCUGGUGCCGCGCUCCCGCGUGGGCCAGAUCAUCCACACGCCCUUCGUCAAGUUCAUCAUCCACAGCGCCUCGUACUUCACCUUCCUGAUGCUGCUCAACCUCUACUCAAUGGUCUACAGCGAAGGCAAGAACACCAUGGGCCCUUCACUGGAGAUGAUCGACUACCUGCUCAUCCUCUGGAUUAUAGGGAUGGUCUGGUCGGACGUGAAGCGUCUGUGGUAUGAGGGGCUGGAAGACUUUCUGGAAGAGUCUAGAAACCAGCUGAGCUUUGUCAUGAACUCCCUUUACCUAGCCACCUUCGCCCUCAAGAUUGUGGCGCACAGCAAGUUCAAGAAUGUGGAGGAAACGGAGAGGAAGAACUGGGACGCUUUCCAUCCCAUCCUGGUGGCCGAGGGACUGUUUGCAUUCGCCAACGUUCUCAGUUACCUGCGACUCUUCUUCAUGUACACGACCAGCUCCAUUUUGGGGCCGCUACAGAUCUCUAUGGGUCAGAUGCUGCAGGAGUUUGGGAAGUUUUUGGGCCUCUUCCUGCUGGUGUUAUUCUCCUUCACCAUUGGACUCACCCAGCUCUAUGGCAAGGACCAGAAAGACCCCGACAAGAAUCCAUCUAAGGACUGCGAGGGCAUCUUCUGCCAGCAACAGAGCAAUGAUGCAUUCCACACGUUUAUGGGUACCUGCUACGCCCUGUUCUGGUACAUCUUCUCCCUGGCACAUGUUGCGCUGUUCGUCACCCGCAUCAGCUACACAGAGGACCUGCGCUCAUUUGUGGGUGCCAUGAUUGUGGGCACCUACAACAUUGUGGUGGUUAUCGUCCUGACCAAGCUGCUGGUGGCCAUGCUCCAUAAAAGCUUCAGGCAAAUAGCUAAUCACGAAGAUAAGGAGUGGAAGUUUGCCCGGGCCAAGCUGUGGCUGAGCUACUUCGAUGACAAAUGCACCCUGCCGCCACCGUUCAAUAUCAUCCCCUCUCCAAAGACUGUGUGCUACCUGGUGACCAGCUUGAGCAAAUGGAUCUGUUCGCACACCUCAACGGGAAAGGUGAAGAGGCAGAACAGCCUCAAGGAGUGGAAGAACCUGAAGCAGAAGCGCGAUGAGAACUAUCAGAAGAUCAUGUGUUGCCUGGUCCACCGCUACCUGACCUCCACGCGGCAGAAGAUGCAGAGCACCGACCAGGCCACAGUGGAGAACCUCAACGACCUGCGCCAGGACCUCUCCAAGUUUCGCAACGAGAUGCGGGACCUGCUGGGCUUCCGAACAUCCAAGUAUGCCAUGUUUUACCCAAGGAGCUAAAAGACUCAGCCUCCCCUCCCUCCUUCCCCUCUCCUCUUGACAAAACCUCCGCUUCUCAUUUAUCUGGGAUGCUCUCUGACCCAAGCAUGUUCAAAAACUCUGCUCUUUGAGUCACAGAGGCACCUUUUAAACCUGGAACUAGGAAAAUAUAUAUUCUGCACCAAAGCCUCUCGACUCAGGCCCCCUAUGUAUUAUUCAGCUAUUAAUUUGUUUUGUAAAAAUGUCAUUCUUUUCAACAAAAAGCCAAAUAAAGAUUUAUGAAAUUUUGGGCUUUCUGUGGCUAUUGCCUUGAUAGUGAAAGAGCUGAAAAAUAAAUGCUGCAUUGAAGACUUUUAA
Molecule: messenger RNA, 2724 nt
Organism: Myripristis murdjan (pinecone soldierfish)
Lineage: Eukaryota; Metazoa; Chordata; Actinopteri; Holocentriformes; Holocentridae
Gene: trpc1
Product: transient receptor potential cation channel, subfamily C, member 1
Exons: 13
Coding region: 1-2388 (795 amino acids)
Biological process (GO): regulation of cytosolic calcium ion concentration; calcium ion transmembrane transport
Cellular component (GO): cation channel complex; plasma membrane
Molecular function (GO): inositol 1,4,5 trisphosphate binding; store-operated calcium channel activity; protein binding
Source: RefSeq, a predicted model, not a curated record